GGAACAAGCAAGAUUGCAAUAUCCUUGAUAUAUAACUCAUACUGGUGUUUUGCAAUUGUGUUAUGUACAUUCCUUGAAAGCCUGAGGCCUUGUAGCAUUUUGCCCUUUCCUACAAAAGCAUUCAUGGAAGGCACCAAAGGGCAUGAAGAUGUUAUGACUGUCGAUGUGCAUACUGCAAAAGAUCUCCUUGGCUCAGGUCACCAUUAUUUAGAUGUGAGGUCAGUUGAGGAAUUCAACAAGAGCCACAUUGAUAAUGCAAUAAAUGUUCCUUACAUGUUCAUCACCGAAGAAGGGAGAGUGAAAAACCCUGACUUUCUCACCCAAGUAGCUGCCAUUUCCGAGAAGGAGGAUCACUCAGUCGUGGGUUGCAAUAGUGGAGGCAGAUCAUUUCGUGCCUGUGUUGAUCUGCUUAAUGCGGGAUAUAAACAUGUAACUAAUAUGGGAGGGGGUUACUCAGCAUGGGUUGACAGUGGCCUUGCUGGUGACAAACCAGCAGAAGAGCUUAAAACUGCUUGCAAGUUUCGCCCUUGAAAUGCUGAUUGAUACACCUUAUUUGUAUGUUGAAGCCAAAGCAUUUGUAUGUGUGUGAUUACUGUGAAGUUUAAUGGAUUUGAGCAAAGGAGAAAAAUCAGACAAAGGAUAAAAGAGUUCAGUGUAUGAUUGUUUGGAAAAUUGUACCGUAUGAUAACAGUUUGAGAUACUACCAAGUUCAUUUCUUUUU
Quercus robur (English oak) is the source of this 721-nucleotide messenger RNA. RefSeq names its product protein HIGH ARSENIC CONTENT 1, mitochondrial-like. The coding region runs from base 124 to 531 and encodes 135 amino acids. The record is from RefSeq and is a predicted model, not a curated record. Gene Ontology annotation, molecular function: catalytic activity. The transcript is spliced from 6 exons. NCBI's taxonomy places the organism in Eukaryota, Viridiplantae, Streptophyta, Magnoliopsida, Fagales, Fagaceae.